CGAUCUGACAUCAGACGAUGAAGCGACGAGCGAGCAGUAAGAGCGGCCCUCGCGCGCGUAAGAAACGCGACCAGGGAGAGGCGGUCGAUCCGCUUCUUCUCGCCUUCAGGGAAAUAUCAGCCACCGUUACAGUCACAUCCAAGCACCGCGACAUCGCAUUCCGCCUGUCGUCUCCCGUCUGCCAUGGCUGCCGGGUCAACUCUAAGGAUAACCCUAACUGCUUCUGUGGCCUUGCGCCGCUUCCCGGAACCUUCCGAAAGCGCGGAUUAUGGCGGAAUAUCUCCGCUUCCAAUCUUAUCGGGGAUUCCGACGAUCUUUCCGCGGAGCUUCGCGAAUCCACGUCAUCCCCAGUAGGACUGACCAAUCUCGGCGCGACCUGCUACAUCAACAGCAUCCUCCAGUGCUUGUAUCGAAUCCCGGGUUUCCUGCGCGGAUUCUUCGCCACGGAUGACGUCACGCUACGUCAGCACCCGGUCCUCCUAGAGCUCGCUCGGAUUUUCGUCAGCCUGACGGCCGGCUGCCGGUCAGUGGUGAAUCCGUCUAAACUGACGGACGUGCUUCAGUUAGACAGCGACGUGCAGCAGGACGGUCAAGAGUUCAUGAAACUCUUCCUCUCCCUCCUCGAAUCCCUCCUCUCCUCCUCCCUUGGUUCCUCCUCCCUCGCCUCCUCCUCCCUCCCCUCCUCCUCCCUCCUCUCCUCCUCCUCCCCCCCCGUUUCUGCCCCUGCAUCCGCCACGUGUGCUGCUAAUGGAGCAGCCAAUCCCGUGCUGCCACGUGACUUUCUGGCGCACUUGUUCCGAGGGACUUACUCCUACGUGACCACUUGCUGCGAGUGCGGGCAGGCCUCGGCGUCCUCCUCCCGCCUCGUCUCCUUCUACGAGCUCGAGCUGCCCCUGCAACCAGACGACCGUCCCACAUCCAUGCACGCCACGACUCGCCCCCCUUCUCAAGCAAAGAAACCCCGGAAGGCCAAGGCCAAUGGGGGGGACGGAGGGGGAGGGGAGACGCCUGCUGCUGGCGUAUCCGUGUUGCGCUGUCUGGAGCGUUACACUGCAGAGGAGCGGCUGGAGGGUGGUAACCAGAUGUGCUGCGAGAACUGUAACCGCAAGACGGAUGCCAGCAGGAGGGUGUGCGUCCGCAGUGUGCCACCUGUGUUGAACCUACACCUCAUGCGAUUCGUGUUCGAUGCAAAGACCAUGAGCAAGAAGAAAGUGACAGCAGGGGUCCGCAUUCCUCUGGCCCUCAACCUCUCCCCGUUUGUGCAACAACAAAAUGAGCCCUCGAGGGAACCGAGUCAGCUUGAAGCCGAUGCGGAGAAGCAAGGUGGGGAGAAGCAAGGUGGGGAGAAGCAGGGCAGCAGGGGAGGAGGGGAUAGAGGGGAGGAGUGGAGGCAGUGGCGAGGGGGAAGGAGACGAGCAGCCACAGCGAGGGGCAGAGGAGGAGGGAGAAGCAGUGGUGACGGUGAAGAGGAGAACGCAAGAAGACUGGAAGCAGAAGGUGUUAGUUUUGAGGCGCCUCAAAACGCAGCUAGUGGUGACAGAGGAGGAGGGAGAAGUGGCGUUGAUGGUGCAGAGGAGAACGGAAGUAGACCGGAAGCUGAAGGAGAAGGGGCAGAGAGAAGAGAGGAAGAGGGACCAGAGCCUCUUGCUAAUUCCCACUUAGUAGCAGAGCCUCUUAAGUACCGUUUACUGGCGAUUCUGCUGCACAAGGGCAGCCAGGCGUCGUGCGGGCACUAUGUGGCGCAUGUCAGAGACACGAGGUCUGGGGAGUGGUGGCUGUAUAACGACGAGGAGGUGGCGUGCCUUGGACGACACGCCAUGGGGGAAGAUACGCGUGGUAAGGAUUGCAAGGGGGAGGAUAAGGGGGGUAAAAAGCCGGAUCGAAAGUCAGCUGGAAAAGCGAUGGGGCAAGGGGGGCAAGAGGCAAGAGGAGCUGAUGCGGCUGAUGCGGCUGAUGCGGCUGAUGUGGCUGAUAGGAAUCAUGGGGCGGCUUCUGAUGUCUGUGACUUGGAUCAGAUUCCGGAGGUAGUGGACGCCAGGGAUGGUGGUUCUUUUCCAGUGGAGGUAAUUGUAGGGAAAGGCAGCGGCGGUGGUGACUGUAUGGAGGUUGACUGUAUCGAGUACGAGCAAGGCAGGUCAGAGCGUGACUGUAUCGACGCGGAAUCUGGCGAGGAGGCAAAGAAGACGAGAACCAAGACAUUGUUUAAGGUUCUGGGCUUGGCUGACCAACCGUCACUGGGCAGUGCUGCUCGCCCCGCCCCACUUUUGAGUCGACUCAAAAGUGCUGCUCACCCCGCCCCACUUUUGAGUCGACUCAAAAGUGCGGCUCACCCCGCCCCACUGGGCCAAGACAGGAGCAGAGCAGGGGGCAGGCCAGGGCUUGACUCAGCGUCCGACUGCCCUGGCAAGGCACCUGUGAGGCAACUGCGGUCCAAGACCCACACCCGGCCCUCUGCAUUGACCAGACUGCCAGGGAUCGUGAAGCGGGAAGCUUUUGAGUCGACUCAAAGGCAGCUGCUGUCCGAAUCCCAGGCCCGGCCCUCUGCAUUGGCCAGACUGCCAGAGGGGGUGAAGCGGGAAGCUGGUUGUGAUUCUAAACUGGGUGCAGCAUGUGAGUCUAACGAGGGCAUGGCAUGUGGCUCCAAGCAGGGUGCGGGAUGUGAUAACAAGGAGGGGAUGACGUGCGAUUCAGGUCAGGUAGAGCUAAAUUUGGGUGCUGACAGGAAAGGGGGGAGGGUGUUGAAUGGUGGUGAGGGGGAGGGUGAGGGGGAGGAGGUGACGUCAGCAGAUGCAUACAUGCUGAUAUACGUGCGCGAGGGGUUUGGCGAGGGAGAGGGGGAGCGGGUGCGGCUGAGUGAGCUCAUUGAUUUUAUAGAGGCGGCUGGUGCAGCAGGUGCAGGUGGUAUCAAGUGUGAUGUGACUGACUCAGCUGCUGGGGAAGCACGUGAAACAUCUGCUGAAAAACCUGAUGCGGCCAUUAAAGCACCUGAGACAGCAGUAGAAGCACCUGAUGCAGCUGUGCAAGCACCUGAAGCAACUGCAGAAACAGCCAGUGAGAAAAAGCAUGGCAUAAUGGGAGGUGAUUGUGUGCGGUUGCCCCGGUUUCUCCUAGACGAGGUGACUGAAGCGAAUGCUGCAUUCUGGCAGCAGUGCGCGGACCAACGGAGGUGGGAGAAAGAGAGGAGGAAGAGAAUCGAGGAGAGGAGGAGUGAGGUGCGGAAUGUGCUUUCUCUGAUGCCUGUUGGGAGACAAGAGGUGGGCAUGGACGAGAAGAAGGUCGAGAAGAAGGAAGAGCAAGAGGAGGGAGGAGGUUUUUUCUGGAUCUGUACAGAAUGGCUCAAGGCGUGGGCUGAUGACGACAACUCCCCAUGCCCCAUUGACAACAGUGCACUGCUGUGCGCUCACGGGUUGGUGCCACGAGCCAGUCUGCCUCUGAUGAAACGGAUCUCGCCAGUUGCGUGGGCCGUGCUGCUGUCCCAGUAUGGCGGUGGCCCCUCUUUAUCCCAGGAGGCGUGCUGCACGGAGUGCCUCGUUGCAGAGGCGUUCGCAACAGUCUCUUCUCGGAGCUACAGGGAGGAGAAGGCGCGAGUGCGGCUGCUGGUGGAGGGGAAUUUGAAAGGCAAGGGCCUAGAAGGGGCCGGAUACUAUGUCUCCAAGCCUUGGCUCAACAACUGGCUGAGACGAACGAAAGGGGAUGCCCCUACUGCAGCUGACAGCAACCCCCUGGGUGGCCUUAUUUGUCCGCAUCUGGGGCUGAUGCCUGAAGCUGGAGGGGGGGAGGCGAGGAGGGCCGUUGUGAGUGGGGAGGUCUGGGGGUGGCUGAAACGGUGGGCUGAGGAGGGGAGGAGGAGGAGAGAGGAGGAAGAGAGCGUGAAGGAGGAGGAGAGAGUGAAGGAGGGAGAAGAAAGUGUGAAGGAGGAAGUAGAGAGUGUGAAGGUUCAGGGGAGUGUGAGAGACGAGGAGAGAAGCUCAAGAGAAGGAUCGGGAGAGGAGAGAGCAAGAGAGGGGAUGGAGGCCAAGGGGGAGGAGAUGGCAGAGGGAAAGGGUGAGCGGGAAAACCGAGGAGGAGCGGGAGGUUCGAUAGGAGAGGGACAGGCGCUAGCAAGCGGUGAUAGUGGUGCAGAUGGUGCUGCGGAUGGUGCUGGGGGUAGGGCUGAUGGUGCUGAUGGUGCUGAUGGUGCUGAUGUUGAUGCUGAUGUGGUGAUGCUAAACGGUCAGAAGGCUGAAUACUGUGUGGUUGAGCUUCCCGCCGCCACACCUGAGUGCCCAGCAUGCCUGGCGGCAGCAGCAGAGGCAGCAGAGCGGGCAGAUGCGCUGAGCUCCGUUCAGCAGCAGCAGAGGCAGCAGUUCCUCCGCCUCCACUCCAACCGCCCCCUCCCCCUCUCUCUUCCCCCCGUCCCCCCUGCCCAUCCCUCCUCUCCCAUCUCCUCCCACCCCUCCUCUCCCAUCUCCGCCCAUCCCUCCUCUCCCAUCUCCUCCCACCCCUCCUCUCCUCUGCCCUCCCCCACCUCCUUCCAUUCCUCCUCUCCCUCCCCCUCUUCUCCACCCCACUCCAUGCAAAGAAAAAAGCCGGAACAAGAGGAGUACCCCUACGUGCUCCUUCCAUCGUCCUGGCUUGCCCUGUGGCGCUCCUUCCUGUCCGCAACUGCAGCUAUGGCUGCCCAUCCCCCGCCCAGGCUGGAGGGAGCGCUGAGCGGGUUGCAGUGCAGGGAGCAUGAGCAGCUGGUUGUUGCCCCCCCUGGGAUUGCCAACAGGAAGGGGCAGCUGGUGCAAGCACACCCUGACUCGGAUCCUUUCACUAUAGUCACCCAGUCAGAGUGGGACGAGCUGAGCAGCCAGUGGGGCGGCACUCCCUCCUCUGCCAUCCGUGCACGCAUCAAAUCAAAUCCACCUUCUAACAGCCUGCCAACUAUGUCCAUUUCUUCUAAGAACCACUCUGUCAGUGCAAGGAGCCAUCCCUCCGCCUCUGCCGGUCACUACUGCCUGGAGACCAUCCCUCGUUUGUGCCCCAUCUGCUACAAGAACCCCGCGGAAAUCGCAGAGGAGGCGGAGAGAGCAAUGGUUGCACAGUUGAAGCGGCCGGAUUACAAGGAGGAGGAAAUUGUGGUGGAGCUGGUUAACGGGUCCGAGCCUCCCCCGUCUGUUGUUGCGUCAACCUAUGGCUGCCCGCCGAUUGCUGUGCCUGCUUCAUCUGCUGCUGCUGCUGCUGGUAGUGCUGGUGCUGGGUCCCUAAUCUCUAGCAGUGCUGGUGCUGGCGCUCCCAGUGGCAGUGCUGCCAGUAAGCUCCCAACUGUAAAGCCCACUCCACCACUGAGGGCUGUGGGGCUGGAGAUGCCGUACAAGCGACCUCUGAGAACCGGGGGAGGCCGGGUGGUGAUGCGGGUGUCAGGCGAAACGACCCUGCAGCAACUGAAGCUGCAGAUAUGGGAAGCCCUCGGAGUGGUUCCGGAGAAUCAACGGCUCGGAUUCGGCACCACCGAGAUCACAAAGCUCAAAGGAAACACCGAGAUUACAGAGCAUACAGAGACUGCAGAUAUUGCACAGAAAACAGAGGUUACAGAGGUUACCGAGGUUACAGAGGUUACAGAGGUUACCGAGGUUACAGAGGUUACAGAGGUUACUGCACUGGAUGAGAGGGAAAGGGUUGGUGAGGCGGCUCGAGAGCGCAUUGGAGCUGGCCGCAUGGGGGUUGUCGCAGGGGAUGGGGAUGAGAGCAUGACUCUGGCACAAGCUGGGGUUUUUGCCGGUGCUCGGCUGUGGCUGGUGGAUACUAAAAAGCAUAAGGAGAGAGACAUUGCAGAGGAGCUCCCUGUUGAGAUGGAAACGCACAAGGAGGAGGCAGGCUUCAAAGGCACGGGAUUGGCAAGCAGCUUCCCUAUAGCAGGUGUCGCAACAGUUGUAGCAGAAGCCUCUGACUCCGGUGUAUAAGGAAGAUGUUGCUUAACCUUAAGCGAAUAUAGUGGAUGCAUUUUCAGAAGCGUUUCUACCGGCUAGUGUAGUGGAAUAUAUUAGAGGCGUUUUGGUUUAGCCUUGCAUACUCGUAGUGAAUUCUUGCGUUCCUCAUAGGUGUAAUCUGGACUUUAUUUUACUUACGUUGAUACUGACGACGAUCAUUA
Molecule: messenger RNA, 6115 nt
Organism: Closterium sp. NIES-67
Lineage: Eukaryota; Viridiplantae; Streptophyta; Zygnematophyceae; Desmidiales; Closteriaceae
Source: the annotation of a GenBank genome assembly